Messenger RNA from Lolium perenne, 602 nucleotides. RefSeq lists its product as uncharacterized. Lineage: Eukaryota; Viridiplantae; Streptophyta; Magnoliopsida; Poales; Poaceae. The record is from RefSeq and is a predicted model, not a curated record.
UUGAUCGCGGCUUGGCGGCGGCCUUCCCGGAGACGCAGGAGGCGGCUUUGGCAGCCGUUGGCGUCGCGCGCGAUUCCAGGAGGCGGGAAACCGGCGAGGGCAGCUCGGAGUACUUCUCCAUGGAGGACCAUCUGGCGUCCAUGGCUGCCCGCAUCGAGCCCGUCACCAAGCUCGGCUGGGAGCUGCGGAAGGCGGCCGAAGAGCUGGUGCCCAUGCUGUGGCCUGGGGAGGCGGCGCCGCAAGACAUCUCCGGCCUCAUCUCCUCGAUGGAGCAGGCGCCGGACCGCUUCCUCGACUGGAAGGAGUCGGCCACGCGCGCCGGUGCCGAUAUGGCGCUGUCCUUCGUCCUCUCCUGGUACAACGAGGUGGACCUGGGGCAGCUUGAGUUCCGGCGAGCCGGCGUGGAGGACAAGCUCCCAGCCGACUUCAAGGCCGCCCGCCUUGCUCGAGCCAGCACCAUCGCCGACUUCGUCGACAAGACGCUCUUCGUCGCGGACCCGAACCCUCCUCCAUCCGAUGGAGAAUACAUGGAUGAUGAGGAGGCGGAAGAUGUGCCUGAGGAUGACCCGGCCGCCGGCUCCACUGAUGCCCCUCCGGCUUAG